AUGCACAAGGGGAGAAGAGAAGGGAAAGGAAGAGAGAGGGAAAUGGAAAAGGGAGAAAAGAAAGGGACAACGAAAAAGGAUGAGAGGACCGGGGAUCAGAUCGUCGUGUUCGAGAAAGAAAAACUCGACUAUUUAUAUCGAUUGGAAGACAGAUUGAAGAUCGCAGGCAACGUAGUGUGUUCUGUUUGUUUUCUGUUUGUUUGCGUUCCUUCGAGAACUGCCCUUAUUUUUUGUUUUUUACCCCUCACUGUGUUGCUUUCCUUUCCUUUUCCAUUCUCUUUUUCCCCUUUUGCCCUCCUGUGUCGAUUUUUACCCCUCUCUCGACUUCCACUAAACAAAAUAACACAAAAAAAUCAGUUGAUGUUAGUUACUAUAUUUAUUUUCUCUUUUCUAUUGUGUUUGUUCUAUUGUGCUUUUUCUUUUGUGCUUUUUCUUUUGUGCUUUUUCUUUUGUUGA
Arxiozyma heterogenica is the source of this 456-nucleotide messenger RNA. RefSeq lists its product as uncharacterized. The coding region runs from base 1 to 456 and encodes 151 amino acids. The record is from RefSeq and is a predicted model, not a curated record. The transcript has a single exon. NCBI's taxonomy places the organism in Eukaryota, Fungi, Ascomycota, Saccharomycetes, Saccharomycetales, Saccharomycetaceae.